This is a messenger RNA of Pristis pectinata (smalltooth sawfish), 4387 nucleotides long. Its product is annotated as polyamine-transporting ATPase 13A3-like. Bases 130 to 3909 code for a protein of 1259 amino acids. Gene Ontology annotation, cellular component: late endosome membrane. The transcript is spliced from 33 exons. The record is from RefSeq and is a predicted model, not a curated record. Gene Ontology annotation, biological process: intracellular calcium ion homeostasis; polyamine transmembrane transport. NCBI's taxonomy places the organism in Eukaryota, Metazoa, Chordata, Chondrichthyes, Rhinopristiformes, Pristidae. Gene Ontology annotation, molecular function: ATP binding; ATPase-coupled monoatomic cation transmembrane transporter activity; ATP hydrolysis activity.
CCGGCCGCAAGCGGCGAGCGGGAGGGCGAACGGUCGGUCGGGGCGACGAUGUCGGACAGGUGUUAGGAGGAGCCUCCCGGGGCGGCGGGGGCAGGUAGCAAAUGAGAGAAAUUGCAUUUGUGGAACAAAAUGGCUAAAGAAGAAAAGAAUUAUGUUAACAAGGAACGUGAAGAUGAAAUGGAGAUUUAUGGUUAUAAACAAUGUCUUUGGAAGUUGGUUCUGGUUGCCAUUGGUGUUGUCUGCACUGGUGGUUUCCUUCUCCUCCUCCUUUACUGGAUGCCUGAAUGGAGUGUGAAAGCAACUUGCACCCAAACGUCCCUUAAAGAGGCUGAAAUAGUGCUGUUGAGAACCACUGAUGAAUUUAAGACCUGGUUUCGGGUAAAAGUUUACACAGUAUUUUUUCCUGGAACUGACCCCAUGGAGAAUUCGGCACCCAGAGUUAGUAAAACAAUGGAAAAUGAUGAAGGAGCUCGUGCAGCUCAGCAUCAUGUUGAGCAUAGGAAAAAGAAGUUUCUCAGGAAAAUUUCAGAAAAUAAAGCAUUCAUGGUUCGUUAUUUUGAACACCAUAGUGUAACAUACUUUUGGAACAACUUCUUACAAAACUUUAAAGAUCUAGAGGGACUGACUGAAGGCAUUUCAUGGUCAGUUAUACACAGUCAUCACAGUAAAGGAUUGAGUAAAGAUCUGGAGGAGUAUCGCAGGCUCUUUUUUGGAGCAAAUGAAGUUGAAGUCAAAGUUCCUUCUGUAUUUAAACUAUUAAUUGAUGAGGUGCUUAAUCCUUUCUACAUAUUUCAACUAUUUAGUGUUACUGUUUGGACUUUUAAUGGCUAUUAUUAUUACGGUGUGGCAAUUAUCAUAAUGUCAGUUAUAUCGAUUGUGACCACCCUACAUACAGUUAGAAAGCAAUACAUUAUGUUACAUGACAUGGUAGCAGCCCAUAGCACUGUCAGAGUUUCAGUUUGCAGACCAGACAAUGAAAUUGAAGAAACUUUGUCUACAGAUUUAGUGCCUGGUGACAUAUUAGUCAUUCCAUCUAAUGGAACUGUAAUGCCUUGUGAUUCAGUAUUGUUGAGCGGCACUUGCAUCGUUAAUGAAAGUAUGUUAACAGGUGAAAGUGUUCAUCAAACAAAAAUCAAUUUGCCAAAUCCAGUUAAGAUGUCAAAAGGUUUAGAAGAUGAUGAAAUCUACAGUCCAGAAAAGCACAAACGACACACACUCUUCUGUGGUACUACAGUUAUCCAGACACGAUUUUAUUCCGGAGAACUUGUUAAAGCUCUUGUAGUUAGAACAGGUUUUGGUACUACAAAAGGGAAACUCGUACGUUCAAUCUUAUAUCCAAAACCAACCGAUUUUAAACUGUACAGAGAUGCUUACUUCUUUCUACUCUGCCUUGUUGGUGUAGCAGGAAUUGGAUUUUUAUACACAAUUAUCAACAGUGUUUUGAAUGAGGUCAGAGUUGGCACAAUCAUUAUUAAAUCCCUUGAUAUCAUCACCAUUACAGUUCCACCUGCUCUUCCAGCAGCGCUAACUGCUGGGAUUGUCUUUGCACAAAGAAGACUGAAGAAAUUAGGCAUUUCCUGCAUCAGUCCGCAGAGAAUAAAUAUCUGUGGGCAACUUAAUCUGGUUUGUUUUGAUAAGACUGGAACGCUUACUGAAGAAGGCCUGAACAUUUGGGGCAUUCAAAGAGUGGAAGAUAAUAGUUUCUUGCCAUCAGAACAUAACAUUUGUAGGGAAGCCUUGGUGAAGUCCCAUUUUGUGGCUUGCAUGGCAGCCUGCCACACACUUACCAAAAUCGAUGGGAAGUUAUCUGGUGACCCAUUGGAUUUAAAGAUAUUUGAAGAAACUGGUUGGGUUCUUGAGGAAGCAACUGAAGAAGAGACUGCUUUACACAAUCAAAUCAUGCCCACAGUAGUUCGACCCUCAAAACAACUUUACCCUGAACCUGUGGCAGUGAUGGAUCAUGAAAUGGAAAUGUAUGAUCUCCCAGCAUCAUAUGAAAUAGGUAUAGUACGGCAGUUUCCAUUUUCUUCUUCUCUGCAACGGAUGAGUGUUGUAGCCAGAGUGCUGGGGGAAAAGCAUAUGGAUGCCUACUUAAAAGGUGCACCUGAAGUAGUUGCUAACCUAUGCAAAGCAGAGACAGUUCCUGAGAGUUUUCCUGAGGUGUUGAAGAUUUACACAAAACAAGGCUUCAGAGUCAUAGCGCUUGCCCACAAGAAAUUAGGAUCUAGACUAACUUGGCAUAAAGUGCAGAAUGUCAGCAGGGAUGCCAUUGAGAGCAACAUGGAGUUCAUGGGCCUUAUUAUUAUGCAAAAUAAACUAAAGCCUGAUUCAUCUAGAGUCCUUGAAGAACUCAGAAAAGCUAAUAUUCGUACAGUUAUGGUUACAGGGGAUAAUAUGUUAACAGCUGUUUCUGUAGCCAGAAACUCUGGGAUGAUUUUGCCUCAGGAUAAAGUGAUUAUUGCAGAAGCACUACCUCCAAAAGAUGGGCAAACUGCAAAAAUACAUUGGCUGUAUGCAGAUAAUGCUUCAAGACAUCUUGAUACAUCUGAUACAGCUUCAGAGUUCAUAGAUAUUAAAAUGGAAAACAAGGGUUCAGGGGAUGGCCUUCAUCAGAUGAACCAUUACCAUUUUGCUAUGGAUGGCAAAUCUUUCUCUGUUGUAACUGAGCAUUUUCAGGAUCUACUUUCAAAAUUAGUACUACAUGGCACAGUAUUUGCUCGCAUGGCUCCUGAUCAAAAAACACAACUGGUAGAAGCAUUUCAAAAUAUAGACUAUUACGUGGGAAUGUGUGGAGAUGGCGCCAAUGACUGUGGUGCCCUAAAACAAGCACACAGUGGAAUCUCAUUGUCUGAACUGGAGGCUUCUGCAGCAUCUCCAUUCACAUCAAAGUUUUCAGAUAUUGCAUGUGUACCAAAUCUCAUCAGGGAAGGACGUGCAGCUUUGAUGACAUCAUUCUGCGUGUUUAAGUUUAUGGCCUUGUACAGUAUAAUUCAAUAUCUGAGCGUAACCUUACUAUAUUCUGAGCUCAGUAACUUUGGAGAUUUGCAGUUCCUUUUCAUCGACUUGGCUAUCAUUCUGGUUAUUGUGUUUACUAUGAGUUUGAAUGCUGCAUGGAAAGAGCUGGUUCCACAAAAGCUGCCAUCUGGACUUAUCUCGCCUUCAAUGUUAUUUUCGGUAAUGUCUCAAAUUCUUAUCAGUGCUGUGUUCCAGAUAACUUCAUUUCUUCUGGUGAAGCAGCAAACCUGGUAUGAAGUCUGGACACCAAAUUCAGAUGCCUGUAGUUCAUCAAAACUGAAUGUCACGCUAGAGCACAAUAAUACAAGUUCCCAAGAUGAAAAGAAUAUUAAGAACUAUGAAAAUACUACUGUGUUUUUCAUUUCCUGUUUCCAGUACCUCAUUGUGGCCAUUGUGUACUCUAAAGGAAAACCAUUUCGACAACCUACCUACGAAAACUAUCCUUUUAUGGUCACAGUGCUGGUUCUUCAUAUCUUUAUAUUUCUUAUAAUGCUGUAUCCAGUUGAAGUGAUUGAUGAGGCUCUUGAGCUGGUUUGUGUUCCUUAUAAUUGGCGAAUUACAAUGCUCAUUAUAAUAAUAAUAAAUGCAGUUGCGUCAUUUGUAACUGAGAUUUUCCUACUUGACCUGACCCCAUGGAAGCUUCUGUCCAAGAGAAAGGAACUGGGAGUUAGUCAUAACCCAGCCAAUAACCAUCAGGAGGUCCUCAAUCAAAAAAGCAAGAGCUGCUUAUCAUCUUUCUUUAGCUGUGGUUACCGAAAGCCAAAGGCCAAGUACAUGUACCUAGCCCAGGAGCUGUCAGUGGAUCCCGAUUGGCCUCCAAAGCCCAAAACGACCACAGAAGCAAAUAAAAACCAUACUGAAAAUGGUGCAUGCCAAAUCAUUACAAUAAUGUAACAGAAAAUACUUUCAAUCAGCGGUGCUGCAUAUUAGCAUCAUGGUGUGAUAUUUUUAAAAAUGGAAAAAGGACAAGUUGAAAUGUCAAGAUUAUAGAACCUGUGAGAAUUUGUUGUUUGGGAAUUAAUUUUUGAGGGGUUGGAGGGAGAAGAGGAUCUUGCAGAUAAUACUACAGUGUAUUUUUCAGAAAUCAUCUUCUUAGUUAGAUUCUAAGGGUUAAGGAUGACUUGCUUCUGUCUCAGUUUUGUGUGUACUGAUGUGACUGACAGAUGGGCAUGCUCUCCACAUAAAGCUAUGGGACAAUUCGUGGCUGGAGAAUGCCAGUAGAGGCAGGGCAGGGUUCAUGUCCUUUAACCAGCAUAACAGAGCACAGCUAGAGUAGAUGUCCAGAAGUAGGAGAGAGGGAGAAACAAAGGACCGCAAAUGCUGGAAUCUAGAUGAAAAACACAAUAACGCUAGAGGAACUCAAUAGGCCAGU